Messenger RNA from Phyllostomus discolor (pale spear-nosed bat), 10321 nucleotides. It is a transcript of the gene CELSR1, whose product is annotated as cadherin EGF LAG seven-pass G-type receptor 1. Gene Ontology annotation, molecular function: G protein-coupled receptor activity; calcium ion binding. Gene Ontology annotation, cellular component: plasma membrane. Gene Ontology annotation, biological process: homophilic cell-cell adhesion; cell surface receptor signaling pathway; G protein-coupled receptor signaling pathway. NCBI's taxonomy places the organism in Eukaryota, Metazoa, Chordata, Mammalia, Chiroptera, Phyllostomidae. The record is from RefSeq and is a predicted model, not a curated record.
CCUCCGCCCAGGCUGCGCCCCCGCGUCUCCAUAGCGAUCUCCCCGGCGCGCACCUCCGGGCCGGCUCCCCCCCGGGCUGAACAAUACUCGGCUGGGCCAGGGGCGGGGCCGGGCCGGGGGCGGGGAGAGCGCGGGCUGAGGGGGCGCGGGACGAGCGCACCGCCCAGGCAGCAGCCGGCCGCCGGGGUCUGAGCGGCGCGGUGCGACCCAGCCCGCUCCGGGAGCGCAGCCCCCGCCCUGCGCCGGACCCGCCCCGCUUCCCACGCCGCCGGGCCGAGCCCGCGCAGGAGCCACCUGGAGCCGCCUGCAGCCUCUGCCGCCACCGCAGGUUGAUGCGCGGCGCCCUCCCGGGACGCGAGGAGGAGCCAUCUUGAAACCAACUUAUCAAACUUUCGCAAAGUGCUCUCGAGGUGGAAGCUGCGGGGGAGACCGGGAGCGCGGCCCCCGGUGCCCCCGCCGGGGCCCCCAGGGAGGCAGGGCGCGGGCCGCCCCGAGGGUCGGGCGCCGGGCGCGCGGGAGCCGCCCCCCGGCCGCGCCGGGUGGAUGAGGAGCCGCGCCGGGUGCAUGGAUUGUGCUCCAGCGCCCGGCUCGGGCUCGGGCUCCGGGCCAUGGCGCCGCCGCCGCCGCCCGCGCUGCCCGCGCUGCUGCUCCUGGCUGCCGCCGCCGCCCUACCGGUGUUGGGGCUUCCAGUGGCUGCCUGGGAGCUGCGCGUGCCCGGCGGGAGCCGCGCCUUCGCCCUCGGUCCCGGCUGGACCUACGCGCUGGACGCCGCGCGCACCCCCAGGGCGCUACGAGAGCUGCUAGACGUGAGCCGAGACGGGCGGCUGGGUGGGCGUCGGCGCGGGCCGGGUGCGGGGCCCCGGGGCUGCGCGCGCCUUGGGGGACGCCCGCUGCCGCUGCAGGUCCACCUGGCAGCGCGCGGCGCCCCGGCAGCGCUGAGCCUCCGCCUGCCGGCGCGCGCGCACGGUCCGGGAUGUGGCGCCCGGCUGCGGCCAGGACGGGCGAGCAGCGCGGAGCUGCGCGCGAGGGCUGUGCUCACGGCGCCCGGGCCUGGCGCGGCCCUCUGCUUCCCGGCCGCCACCGGCGGUGGGGCGGUUCUGCACUCGGCGCUGGCGGCCCUGACCACCUUCCCGGCCUGCAGCUGCCCGCUGCACCCCGGACGCCGCUGCUCACGCCGCGCCGUCUGCCUGCCGCCCGGUGGCUCGGCCCGCCUGCGCCUGCUGUGUGCCCUGAGGCGCGGGGCCGGCGCCAUCCGGGUGGAGCUGGAGUUAGAAGCCGCUUCGGGGACGCCCUCCCCGUCGCUGUCGCCGGGGCAGCCGCGGCCAACCCGGCCCCAGGCCGAGACCCAGGCGCGGGCGGCGAGGCGGGCCCGGCGGGGCGCGGGCGGCAGCACCAGCCCGCAGUUCCCGCUGCCCAGCUACCAGGUGUCGGUGCCUGAGAACGAGCCGGCGGGCACCGCGGUCAUCGAGCUGCGCGCGCACGACCCCGACGAGGGCGAGGCGGGGCGGCUGAGCUACCAGAUGGAGGCGCUGUUCGACGAGCGCUCCAAUGGCUUCUUCCGCAUCGAUGCCAGCACGGGCGCGGUGAGCACGGCCCGCCCGCUGGACCGCGAGACCAAGGACACGCACGUGCUCAAGGUGAGCGCCGUGGACCACGGCAUGCCGCGGCGCUCCGCCGCAACCUACCUCACUGUCACCGUCAGCGACACCAACGACCACAGCCCGGUGUUUGAGCAGUCCGAGUACCGGGAGCGCGUGCGCGAGAACCUGGAGGUGGGCUACGAGGUGCUGACCAUCCGCGCCACCGAUGGCGACGCGCCCUCCAACGCCAACAUGCGCUACCGCCUGCUGGAGGGCUCCGGCGGCGUCUUUGAGAUCGACGCGCGCUCGGGCGUGGUGCGCACCCGCGCUGCCGUGGACCGGGAGCAGGAAGCCGAGUUCCAGCUGCUGGUCGAGGCCAACGACCAGGGCCGGAACCCGGGCCCGCGCAGCGCCACGGCCACCGUGCACAUCGUGGUGGAGGACGAGAACGACAACUACCCCCAGUUCAGCGAGAAGCGGUACGUGGUCCGGGUGCCUGAGGACGUGGCGGUGAACACGCCCGUGCUGCGCGUGCAGGCCACGGACCGGGACCAGGGCCAGAACGCGGCCGUGCACUACAGCAUCGUCAGCGGGAACCUGAAGGGCCAGUUCUACCUGCACGCGCUGAGCGGGAGCCUGGACGUGAUCAACCCGCUGGACUUCGAGGCCAUCCGCGAGUACACGCUGCGCGUCAAGGCCCAGGACGGGGGCCGGCCGCCGCUCAUCAACGCCUCGGGGCUGGUGGCGGUGCAGGUGCUGGACGUGAACGACAACGCCCCGAUCUUCGUGAGCAGCCCCUUCCAGGCGGCCGUGCUGGAGAACGUGCCCCUGGGCCACUCCGUGCUGCACAUCCAGGCGGUGGACGCGGACGCGGGCGAGAACGCGCGGCUCCGCUAUCGCCUGGUGGACACGGCUUCCGCCUCCGCGGGGGGCGGCGGGGCCCAGGAGCCCGCCUCGGCGGCCGCUGCCGAAUUCCCCUUCCAGAUCCACAACAGCUCGGGCUGGAUCACCGUGUGCGCGGAGCUGGACCGCGAGGCGGUGGAGCACUACAGCUUCGGGGUGGAGGCGGUGGACCACGGCUCGCCGCCCAUGAGCUCCUCCGCCAGCGUGUCCAUCACGGUGCUGGACGUGAACGACAACGACCCCGCGUUCACGCAGCCCACGUACGAGCUGCGCCUGAACGAGGACGCCGCGGUGGGCAGCAGCGUGCUGACGCUGCGGGCCCGCGACCGCGAUGCCAACAGCGUCAUCACCUACCAGCUCACGGGCGGCAACACCCGCAACCGCUUCGCGCUCAGCAGCCAGAGCGGCGGCGGCCUCAUCACGCUGGCGCUGCCGCUGGACUACAAGCAGGAGCGGCAGUACGUGCUGGCGGUGACCGCCUCGGACGGCACGCGCUCCCACACGGCGCAGGUCUUCAUCAACGUCACCGACGCCAACACCCACCGGCCGGUCUUCCAGAGCUCCCACUACACGGUGAGCGUCAGCGAGGACCGGCCCGUGGGCACCUCCAUCGCCACCAUCGUGGCCACCGACGAGGACACGGGCGAGAACGCACGCAUCACCUACGUGCUGGAGGACCCCGUGCCGCAGUUCCGCAUCGACCCCGACGGCGGCACGGUCUACACCACCACGGAGCUGGACUACGAGGACCAGGCCGCCUACACGCUGGCCAUCACGGCCCGGGACAAUGGCGUCCCGCAGAAGUCGGACACCACGUCCCUGGAGAUCGUCGUCCUGGACGCCAACGACAACGCGCCCCGCUUCCUGCGGGGCUUCUACCAGGGCUCGGUCUUCGAGGACGCCCCGCCGUCCACCAGCGUCCUGCAGGUCUCGGCCACCGACCGGGACUCGGGCCCCAACGGCCGCCUGCUCUACACCUUCCAGGGCGGGGACGACGGCGACGGGGACUUCUACGUCGAGCCCACGUCGGGCGUGAUCCGCACCCAGCGCCGGCUGGACCGCGAGAACGUGGCCGUGUACAGCCUGCGGGUCCUGGCGGUGGACCGGGGGAGCCCCGCGCCCCUCAGCGCCUCCGUGGAGGUCCAGGUGACAGUGCUGGACAUCAACGACAACCCGCCGGUGUUCGAGAGGGACGAGCUGGAGCUGUUUGUGGAGGAGAACAGCCCCGUGGGCUCCGUGGUGGCCAGGGUCCGGGCCGAGGACCCGGACGAGGGCCCCAACGCCCAGAUCAUGUACCAGAUCGUGGAGGGCAACGUGCCCGAGGUCUUCCAGCUGGACCUGCUCAGCGGGGACCUGCGCGCCCUGGUCGAGCUGGACUUCGAGGCCCAGCGGGAGUUCGUGCUGGUGGUGCAGGCCACCUCGGCGCCCCUGGUGAGCCGGGCCACGGUGCGCGUCCGCCUCCUGGACCAGAACGACAACCCGCCGGUGCUGCCCGACUUCCAGAUCCUCUUCAACCACUACGUCACCAACAAGUCCAACAGCUUCCCCACCGGCGUCAUCGGCCGCAUCCCGGCCCGCGACCCCGACCUCUCCGACAGCCUCAACUACACCUUCCUGCAGGGCAACGAGCUGCAGCUGCUGCUGCUGGACGCGGCCACGGGCGAGCUGCAGCUCAGCCGGGACCUGGACAACAACCGGCCGCUGGAGGCGCUCAUGGAGGUGUCUGUCUCCGACGGCGUCCACAGCGUGGCGGCGCUGUGCACCCUGCGGGUGACCAUCAUCACGGACGACAUGCUGACCAACAGCAUCACCGUCCGCCUGGAGAACAUGUCGCAGGAGCAGUUCCUGUCCCCGCUGCUGUCCCUGUUCGUGGAGGGCGUGGCCGCCGUGCUGUCCACCCCCAAGGACGCCGUCUUCGUCUUCAACAUCCAGAACGACACGGACGUGAGCGCCAACAUCCUGAACGUGACCUUCUCCGCGCGGCUCCCCGGCAGCAGCGGCGGCGGCGGCGGGCACGGCGGGCGCUUCUUCGCCUCGGAGGACCUGCAGGAGCAGAUCUACCUGAACCGCACGCUGCUGACCGCCGUGUCCGCGCAGCGCGUGCUGCCCUUCGACGACAACAUCUGCCUGCGCGAGCCCUGCGAGAACUACAUGAAGUGCGUGUCCGUGCUGCGCUUCGACUCCUCGGCGCCCUUCCUCCGCUCCACCACCGUGCUCUUCCGGCCCAUCCACCCCGUCACCGGCCUGCGCUGCCGCUGCCCGCCCGGCUUCACCGGCGACUACUGCGAGACCGAGAUCGACCUGUGCUACUCCAGCCCCUGCGGCGCCCACGGCCGCUGCCGCCGCCGCGAGGGCGGCUACAGCUGCGACUGCGUGGAGGGCUUCACCGGCGAGCACUGUGAGGUGGACGUGCGCUCCGGCCGCUGCGCCCACGGCGUCUGCAAGAACGGGGGCACCUGCGUGAACCUGCUCAUCGGGGGCUUCCACUGCGUGUGCCCCCCCGGCGACUUCGAGAGGCCCUACUGCGAGGUGACCACCCGCAGCUUCCCGCCCCGGUCCUUCGUCACCUUCCGCGGCCUGCGGCAGCGCUUCCACUUCAGCGUCUCGCUCGCGUUCGCCACCCGGGAGAGGAACGCGCUGCUGCUGUACAACGGCCGCUUCAACGAGAAGCACGACUUCAUCGCCCUGGAGGUCGUGGAGGAGCAGGUGCAGCUCACCUUCUCGGCAGGCGAGACCAGGACCACGGUGGCACCGCAGGUCCCCGGGGGCGUCAGCGACGGGCGCUGGCACUCCGUGCAGCUGCAGUACUACAACAAGCCCAACAUCGGCCGCCUGGGCCUGCCCCACGGGCCGUCCGGAGAGAAGGUGGCCGUGGUGACCGUGGACGACUGCGACACGGCCAUGGCCGUGCGCUUCGGUGGCCUCGUCGGGAACUACAGCUGCGCGGCCCAGGGCACUCAGAGCGGCUCCAAGAAGUCCCUGGACCUGACGGGCCCCCUGCUGCUGGGGGGCGUCCCCGACCUGCCCGAGGACUUCCCGGUGCGGAGCCGCCACUUCGUGGGCUGCAUGCGGAACCUGUCCGUCGACGGCAGGAGCGUGGACAUGGCCAGCUUCAUCGCCAACAACGGCACCAGGGCAGGCUGCGCCGCGCAGAGGAACUACUGCGACGGGGUGUGGUGUCAGAACGGGGGCACCUGCGUGACCCGGUGGAGCACGUACCUCUGCCAGUGCCCGCUGCGCUUCGGCGGGAAGAACUGCGAGCACGUCAUGCCCCACCCCCAGCGCUUCAGCGGGGAGAGUGUCGUGUCCUGGAGCGGCCUGGACGUCACCAUCUCCGUGCCCUGGUACCUGGGGCUCAUGUUCCGGACGCGGCAGGAGGACGGCGUGUUGCUGGCGGCCACUGCGGGCGGGUCCUCCCGGCUGCACCUCCAGAUCCUGGACAGCCACAUCCAGUUCGAGGUGUCCCACGGCCCCGCGGACGUGGCGUCCAUGAGGCUGUCCAGGUCACGCGUGACGGACGGGGAGUGGCACCACCUGCUGAUAGAGCUGAAGAGCGCCAAGGAGGGCAAAGACAUCAAGUACCUGGCGGUCAUGACCUUGGACUACGGCAUGGACCAGGACACGGUGCAGAUCGGGAACCAGCUCCCGGGGCUGAAGAUGAGGAGCGUGGUGGUGGGUGGCGUGUCUGAGGACAAGGUCUCCGUGCGCCGCGGCUUCCGGGGCUGCAUGCAGGGCGUGAGGAUGGGGGAGACGGCCAGCAACAUCGCCACGCUGGACAUGGACGACGCCCUCAAGGUCAGGGUGAAGGACGGCUGUGACGUGGGGGACCCGUGCGCCUCCAGCCCCUGCCCUCAGCACAGCCAGUGCCGUGACACUUGGGACAGCUAUGCCUGCGUCUGCGACAAGGGGCACUUCGGAAGGAAGUGUGUGGACGCCUGCCACCUGAACCCCUGCGAGCACACGGCGGCCUGUGUGCGCAGCCCGGGCGCCCCCCGGGGCUACGAGUGCGAGUGCGGGGCCCACCACCACGGGCCGUACUGCGAGAGCAGGGUCGACCUUCCGUGCCCCAAAGGCUGGUGGGGGAACCCCGUGUGCGGGCCGUGCCACUGUGCCGUCAGCAAAGGCUUCGACCCCGACUGCAACAAGACCAACGGGCAGUGCCAGUGCAAGGAGAACCACUACCAGCCCCUGGACCAGGACGCCUGCUUGCCCUGUGACUGCUUCCCCGACGGCUCCCGCAGCCGCGCCUGCGACAUGGACACGGGGCAGUGCGCCUGCAAGCCCGGCGUCAUCGGCCGCCAGUGCAACCGCUGCGACAACCCUUUCGCCGAGGUCACCGUGCUCGGCUGUGAAGUGAUCUACAGCGGGUGUCCCAGAGCGUUUGAAGCCGGCAUCUGGUGGCCGCAGACCAAGUUCGGGCAGCCCGCCGCGGUGCCGUGCCCCAAGGGGUCCGUGGGAAACGCAGUCCGGCACUGCAGCGGCGAGAAGGGCUGGCGGCCCCCCGAGCUCUUCAACUGCACCACGGCCUCCUUCGUGCAGCUCAAAGCCACGAACGAGAAGCUGAGCCGGAACGAGACUCGGCUGGACGGCGCCGGGGCGCUGCGGCUGGCCAAGGCGCUGCGGAACGCCACACAGCACGCGGGUGCGCUCUUCGGCCACGACGUGCGCACGGCCUACCAGCUGCUGGCCCGCGUCCUGCAGCACGAGAGCCGGCAGCAGGGCUUCGAGCUGGCCGCCACGCGGGACGCCGACUUCCACGAGGAUGUCGUCCACGCCGGCAGCGCCCUCCUGGCGCCGGGCACCAGGGCGGCCUGGGAGCACAUCCAGCGGAGCGAGGCGGGCGCGGCCCGGCUGCUGAGCCGCUUCCAGGACUACCUGGGCAACGUGGCGCGCAACCUGCGCAGGACCUACCUGCGGCCCUUCGUCAUCGUCACCGCCAACAUGAUCCUGGCUGUCGACGUCUUCGACAAGUUCAACUUCACGGGAGCCUGGGUGCCGCGGUUCCAGGACGUCCCGGACGGCUUCCCGGAGGAGCUGGCCUCCUCCGUGUUCUUCUCGGCCGACUUCUUCCAGCCCCCGGAGAGGAGGGACGGCCCCGCGGUGAGGCCCGGCAGUCGGAAGGCUGCCCCGCAGACCCCGCAGCCCCCGCGCCCCGGGCCCAGCCCUGAGAGGGAGGCCCCAUUCAGGAGGCAGAGGCGGCACCCGGACGAGCCCGGGCAGUUCGCCGUGGCCCUGGUGGCCAUCUACCGGACGCUGGGGCAGCUGCUGCCCGAGCACUACGACCCCGACCGCCGCAGCCUCCGGCUGCCCGGCCGGCCCGUCAUCAACACGCCGGUGGUGAGCGCGGCGGUGUACAGCGAGGGCACGGCGCUGCCCAGCCCCCUGGAGCGGCCCGUGCGGGUGCGGUUCGCCCUGCUGGAGACCCAGGAGCGCACCAAGCCCGUCUGCGUGUUCUGGAACCACUCGCUCACCCCCGGGGGCACCGGAGGCUGGUCGGCCAAGGGCUGCGGGCUGCUGUCCAGGAACCGGACCCACGUCACCUGCCAGUGCACCCACACCGCCGGCUUCGCGGUGCUCAUGGACGUCUCCAGGCGCGAGCACGGAGAGGUCCUGCCCCUGAAGAUUGUCACCUACGCGGCCGUGUCCCUGUCCCUGGCCGCCCUGCUGGUGGCCUUCGUCCUCCUGGCACUGGCGCGGACGCUGCGCUCCAACCUGCACAGCGCCCACCGGAACCUCAUCGCCGCGCUCUUCCUCUCGCAGCUGGUCUUCGUGGUCGGGGUCACCCAGACGGCAAACCCGUUCCUGUGCACGGUGAUCGCCAUUGCCCUGCACUACGUGUCCAUGAGCGCCUUCGCCUGGACCCUCGUGGAGAGCCUGCACGUGUACCGCAUGCUCACCGAGCCGCGCAACAUCGACGCCGGGCCCAUGCGCUUCUACUACGUGGUGGGCUGGGGCGUCCCGGCCAUCGUCACCGGCCUCGCAGUGGGCCUGGACCCCCAGGGCUACGGGAACCCUGACUUCUGCUGGCUGUCCCUCCGAGAUACCUUGAUCUGGAGCUUUGCCGGGCCCAUCGGGACGGUCGUAGCUGUCAACACGGUCCUGUUUGUGCUGUCAGCCAGAGUGUCCUGCCGGGGGAAGCGCCACUGCUACGAGAGGAGGGGGGUCGUCUCCCUGCUGAGGACCUCCUUCCUGCUGCUGCUGCUCGUCAGCGCCACCUGGCUGCUGGGGCUGCUGGCCGUGAACAGCGACGUGCUGGCCUUCCACUACCUCUUCGCCAUCUGCAGCUGCCUGCAGGGCCUUUUCGUCCUCCUGUUCCACUGCGUGCUCAACAGGGAGGUCCGCAAGCACCUGAAGGGGGCGCUGUCCGGGAAAAAGCCUCACCCGGACGACUCGGCCGCCACCAGGGCCACCCUGCUGACGCGCUCCCUCAACUGCCACACCACCUACAGCGAGGAGCCGCACCUGCUGCGGACGGCCCUGGGCGAGUCCACCGCCUCGCUGGACAGCACUGUCAGGGAUGAAGCUGGCCAGAAGCUGAGCGUGACCUCCGGCCCCGCGAGGGGCGGCCCCCGGGAGCCAGACUCGUCCUUCCCCCCCAGGAGCACCAAGAAGCCCCACGGCCAGGACUCGGACUCCGACAGCGAGCUGUCCCUGGACGAGCAAAGCAGCUCCUACGCCUCCUCACGCUCGUCGGACAGCGAGGACGACGGGGUGGAGGCCGAGGACAAGUGGGACCCGGCCGGGGGCCCUGUCCACAGCACCCCCAAAGCGGACGCCGCGCCCAACCACGUCCCUCCCGACUGGCCGGACGGGAGCCUGGGGGGCAGUGACAGUGAGGAGCCCGGCGAGAAGCCGCCCCUGAAGGUGGAGACCAAGGUCAGCGUGGAGCUCCACCUGGACCAGCAGGGCAACCACUGCCGCGAGCGCCCCCCUGACGGGGAGAGCGGCGGCGGCCCACCCAGGCCUGCGGGCGCGCCCCCCACGCAGCCCCCGGAGCAGAGAAAAGGCAUCUUGAAGAACAAAGUCACCUACCCGCCGCCGCUGACGGAGAAGACCCUGAAGUCGCGGCUCCGGGAGAAGCUGGCCGAGUGCGAGCAGAGCCCCGCGUCCUCGCGCUCGUCCUCCCUGGGCUCCAGCGACGGCGUGCACGGCCCCGACGGCGCCAUCACCGUCAAGACCCCGCGGCGGGAGCCCGGGCGCGAGCACCUCAACGGGGUGGCCAUGAACGUGCGCGCCGGGAGCGCCCCGGCCCACGGCUCGGACUCAGAAGGCAGUAACGAAACUUCAAUUUGAACCAUCAGGAAACCGUGAGACCGGCCCUCACCUCCGCCCAGGCCUCUGGGCUGCGUCGUGGCGCCCUUGGACGGCGGGGCCCGAGGGGCCGCUGCUGGGACAGUGAAGCGGGCCCUGGGGGUCUCUGACGUGGCAGCCCCAGGCCUGGCCCCUGGGCCACUGCAGGGGCUCGGGGCCAUCGAGCCUGUGACAAAUGCCAAAGGCCACAGGGCACGAGGAGGCGUGGACUCCCGGGCCGGCACGGCUGUUUCCUCGGACUGCGGACGGAGCCAAAGCCGUGCGCCGGCCUCACCAGGGGAGGGCUCAGCACCAGAGCCGGCGGGGCCGAGUUGGCCGUGCAUGCGAGGGACCACCAGGCGGGGCUUGCUGGGGUAUGGGGACACCAGGCACAGACGGAGGAGCAGAGCCCGGCCACCCGCCCGCCCAUGUGGGCACCUCCCUGCAGUUGGGGCCCCCGGCCAGCAGGCUGCGCUGAGCAGCCCGCUAGGAAGGCACGCCUUGUCUUAAAGCAGGUCGUGUGCCCCCUGUGGAGCAGGCGUAGUAGG